CCCCUCUCGCCUUGUGCUAGUCUUUAAACAGGCGCUGCAAAGGGAGGGCCGGGCACAUGUGCGUCUCCAUCAUCCCUCUCCCGCUGUCCGCCUCUCGCCCGGGCACACCCGCACACACACACCCGCUCGCUCAUUCAUUCACUCCGAGGACGCCGGGCCAAGCCCCACACGCCGGCGCGAGCCCCGCCGGAGAGGUUGUGAAAAUUUUGAUUAUACUACACAAUUGGCUUGGAAUACAGUACAUAUCUAGUAUUUAUGGUACAUCAAACAUUUAGAGCCAGAAGCCUUCCUUCUCUUGAUCACUCAGUAUCAAGGACUCAUCUGACAUCCUCUUCAGUGCAUUGACUAAUAUUUUGGGUUUAAGAGAAGGGAACUGUACCUUGAGCUUGUGAGCUUACCUGAACUUCUUCAGCUACCUUUUUUUCAUUGCAAAUGCCUAAGAACAGCAAGGUAGUAAAACGAGAACUAGAUGAUGAGGUCAUUGAGUCAGUUAAGGACCUUCUCUCUAAUGAAGAUUCUUCAGAUGAUGCCUUUAAGAAGAGUGAACUGAUGGUUGAUGAUCAGGAAGAUAAAGAUGCAGAUGUUGAAGAGGGGUCCGAUGUAGAGGAUGAGAGACCAGCUUGGAACAGCAAACUUCAGUAUAUUCUGGCACAAGUUGGAUUCUCCGUGGGAUUGGGGAAUGUCUGGCGAUUCCCAUAUCUGUGUCAGAAAAAUGGCGGAGGAGCAUAUCUUGUGCCAUAUUUAAUUUUGCUGCUGAUAAUAGGAAUUCCACUGUUUUUUCUGGAACUUUCUGUGGGCCAGCGAAUCCGACGAGGGAGCAUUGGUGUGUGGAAUUAUAUCAGCCCCAAGCUUGGUGGAAUUGGAUUUGCAAGCUGUGUAGUAUGUUUCUUCGUGGCCCUCUACUAUAAUGUCAUCAUUGGAUGGAGUUUGUUUUACUUUUCCCAGUCUUUUCAGCAUCCGUUACCAUGGGAUCAGUGUCCCUUGGUGAAAAACGCUUCUCAUACCUUUAUAGAGCCUGAAUGUGAAAAAAGUUCUGCUACUACCUAUUAUUGGUACAGAGAAGCACUGAAUAUUUCCAGCUCACUCUCAGAGGGUGGGGGGUUAAACUGGAAAAUGACUAUUUGUUUGCUGGCUGCCUGGGUUAUGGUGUGUCUUGCAAUGAUAAAAGGAAUACAAUCUUCAGGCAAAAUCAUGUAUUUUAGUUCACUUUUUCCUUAUGUGGUACUUAUGUGCUUUCUAAUUAGAGGAUUGCUCUUAAAUGGUUCAGUGGAUGGCAUUCGUCACAUGUUUACACCUAAGCUUGAAAUAAUGCUGGAACCCAAAGUCUGGAGAGAAGCUGCAACUCAGGUGUUCUUUGCCUUAGGGCUUGGAUUCGGUGGAGUCAUUGCCUUUUCAAGCUACAACAAGAGAGACAACAACUGCCAUUUUGAUGCUGUUCUGGUGUCCUUCAUCAAUUUUUUCACUUCUGUGCUGGCAACUUUGGUGGUGUUUGCUGUUUUGGGCUUCAAAGCAAAUAUCAUAAAUGAGAAAUGUAUUACAGAAAAUUCAGAAAAAAUUUUAAAACUUUUGAAAAUAGGCAAUCUUAGCCAGGAUAUUAUCCCACAUCAUAUCAAUUUUUCAAGCAUUACAGCAGAAGAUUACAAUUUAGUAUAUGACAUUAUUCAGAAAGUUAAAGAAGAAGAAUUUCCUGCUCUUGGUCUGAAAUCCUGUCAGAUUGAAGAUGAACUUGACAAGGCUGUUCAAGGGACUGGUUUAGCUUUUAUUGCAUUUACAGAAGCAAUGACCCACUUCCCUGCUUCCCCAUUCUGGUCAGUGAUGUUCUUCCUCAUGCUCGUGAAUUUGGGACUUGGUAGCAUGUUUGGAACUAUUGAAGGCAUCAUCACACCUAUUGUUGAUACCUUCAAAGUGAGGAAGGAAAUUCUUACUGUCAUCUGCUGUUUGGUAGCAUUUUUUGUUGGCCUGAUUUUUGUGCAACGUUCUGGAAAUUAUUUUGUCACAAUGUUUGAUGACUACUCUGCUACCCUCCCCUUGCUUAUUGUGGUCAUUUUGGAGAACGUUGCUGUUACUCGUAUUUAUGGAAUAGACAAAUUCAUGGAGGACCUAAAGGAUAUGCUUGGUUUUUCUCCAAGCCAGUACUAUUACUACAUGUGGAAGUAUAUAUCACCUUUAGUAUUGUUAUGUUUGCUGGUAGCUAGUAUUGUCCAAAUGGGAUUAAGUCCUCCUGGUUAUAAUGCAUGGAUUGAAGAUACGGCUACUGAUGAGUUUCAAAGCUAUCCAACGUGGGGAAUGAUUGUCUGUAUAUCACUGAUGGUAUUGGCUAUACUUCCUGUGCCUAUAGUCUUUAUAGUUCGUCGCUGCAACCUUAUUGAUGACAACUCUGGUAGUCUGGCAUCCGUAUCCUACAAAAGAGGUCGGAUAAUAAAGGAGCCUGUUAAUCUAGAGGGAGAUGAUAGAAGUCUGAUUCAUGGGAAGAGUCCAAGUGAGGUGCCAUCUCCAAAUUUUGGCAAAAACAUAUACCGAAAACAGACUGGAUCCCCAACUCUGAAUACUGCUCCUAACGGACGCUAUGGUAUUGGAUAUCUAAUGGCAGAUAUGCCUGAUAUGCCUGAGUCUGACUUGUAGCUAGUGAAGAAAAAUACUUUCUUUUUUGUUUAUCACUGAACAUUGGUUCUCUUAAGGGAAGUGGCCAGCUUCACUUACUAGAGUGCGAUCUCAGGUGCCCCAUGGCUACUGUCUUUAAAAUAUCAUGACAGUACACAUAGCUCGAGAAUUCCCUUUGGAAUGAUUCUCUGGUAUUUCAUUUGCAUUGAAGGGAAUAUUCAGACACCCUUAAAAACUUGAUGGCCUGUGUGUGUCAGGAUAGUCAAGAUUUAAAAAAUGUUUCUAAUUUUAAUUGGGAAGCUUUCUAUUGCUGAAGGACAUAUUACCUCAGUUGCAGCAAUUUCCCAGGUGAUCUAAUAUUUCUGAGUUCCUUGGUUUUUGCCUUCAGGUUAAUUCCCCAGUAUUAAAAGAGAGCUCCAAAAUAGAUCACCAAAUCCAUGUUUCUGCACAUACUUGUAUAUACAUUAUGUAGAUAUGCUGUACUUAUUUUGUUAGCACUGAUAAUUACUUAGGCUGUUCGCUGAGUAAAUAAACCUUGCCAACUAUUUUCUUACAUACUAGCUGUAUAGAGCAAUAGUAUUAGAAUUCUGAGGAGGAGAAUUGUGGGAAGACAAGAAUGAUUCCCAGUUCACUGGAGACUGCAUAAGCUGUGGCUGUAUAUUUUAUGUAAAAUAUUUGCUUUUUCAGUGUGAAAAUGAUGUAAGAGUGAGUCACUCCAAGGAGUGUGCGGAUUCUGCAUUUUUUCUAUGCUGUGUGCCUAAAAAAUCUUCUUGAUAUUUAUUGUGGUUACAAGAUUACACAUAUAUUUAUAUAAUAUACUUGUAAUGUAAAUAUGUGUAUUAUAUUGUAUGUAAUGGUUUCAAAACUUGAAGCAAAAUGGCUUUUUUUAAUUAGUCUCUUUCUGUUUUGCUUCUGUUUUAUGCAAAGAAGAAAUCCUUGGGUUUUUUUCCCCAGUUAGUAAGUAUUAAGAACUGUAUGGCAUUACAUUUUAACCAAUGAAUAAAGCGAGGGAAAAAGGUG
Alligator mississippiensis (American alligator) is the source of this 3621-nucleotide messenger RNA. RefSeq names its product solute carrier family 6 member 15 (gene SLC6A15). The coding region runs from base 433 to 2622 and encodes 729 amino acids. Gene Ontology annotation, biological process: L-leucine transport; sodium ion transmembrane transport. Gene Ontology annotation, molecular function: proline:sodium symporter activity. NCBI's taxonomy places the organism in Eukaryota, Metazoa, Chordata, Crocodylia, Alligatoridae. Gene Ontology annotation, cellular component: plasma membrane. The transcript is spliced from 13 exons. The record is from RefSeq and is a predicted model, not a curated record.